ACCAAUGCCUUGCAUACGCACAGUGCUGUGCAGUGUGGCUAAAGACUCCACGCGACAGCCAUUCUUCGAUUAUCUGUGUGUGUCUCUCAUCUAAACGUUGUGUGCGUCUUCUUCCGCGUGGUGUAUCAGCCAUUAUAUUUCAAGUGUAAUAGAUCUUAACGAUUAUUGGAGAUUGUUUCAAAGUGAAAGUUUUACUUUGGAUUUAACAGGUUGGUUGACCAUCGUUUGUUUCAACACACAGAUUCGCUGGGGCGGGAUUUUCUUCGAAAAGAGUUAACGAAUUUUGAAAAUUUCGCUACGUCUGGCCGGCUCGUCUUUCGGGGUAGGUGCUGCUGCUGCUCCUGUCGACAUGGACAAGCGCAAGCUGAUGCCCAAACGGCCGCGGCUGGACGGUGCCGUCAGAACAGGACCACUUAACGGACCCCUUCAUAGCCGACCGUUGGUGGCGCUGCUGGAUGGACGGGAUUGUUCGAUCGAGAUGCCCAUACUCAAAGAUGUAGCUACAGUUGCCUUUUGUGACGCCCAAAGCACUUCCGAAAUUCACGAAAAGGUUUUGAACGAAGCUGUCGGUGCGCUGAUGUGGCACACGAUUACGCUCACCAAGGAAGAUCUGGAAAAGUUCAAGGCGCUGAGGAUCAUUGUUCGCAUUGGCAGUGGUGUUGAUAACAUCGACGUGAAGGCGGCCGGUGAACUGGGAAUCGCUGUUUGCAAUGUGCCCGGCUAUGGUGUGGAAGAAGUGGCCGAUUCGACUCUCUGCCUCAUCCUAAAUCUUUAUCGACGCACCUACUGGUUGGCCAACAUGGUUCGCGAGGGCAAGAAAUUCACCGGGCCCGAACAGGUGCGCGAAGCAGCUCAAGGAUGCGCCAGAAUUCGUGGGGACACACUUGGCAUCGUCGGAUUAGGUCGAAUCGGAUCAGCUGUGGCCUUGCGGGCUAAAGCCUUUGGUUUCAACGUCAUCUUUUAUGAUCCCUAUCUUCCAGACGGCAUCGAACGCUCUUUGGGACUGACACGGGUCUACACCCUACAAGAUUUGCUCUUCCAAUCGGAUUGCGUUUCUCUUCACUGCACAUUGAACGAGCACAACCACCACUUGAUCAAUGAGUACACCAUCAAGCAGAUGAGACCAGGCGCCUUUUUAGUCAACACGGCUCGAGGUGGCCUCGUCGACGAAUCGGCUUUGGCUCAGGCACUAAAAGACGGACGCAUUCGGGCGGCGGCUCUCGAUGUCCACGAGAAUGAACCCUACAACGUGUUCCAAGAAGGUCCUUUGAAAGAAGUUCCCAAUUUGAUUUGCACUCCACAUGCCGCUUUCUACUCGGACGUGGCCUCGACUGAACUCCGGGAAAUGGCAGCGGGGGAAAUCCGCCGGGCCAUCGUUGGCCGCAUCCCCGAUUCUUUGCGCAACUGCGUCAACAAGGAAUAUUUCCUGGGAUCUGGACCCGCAUCGUCUGCUUACGAGUCGUCGGGGGCUCCAGGGGGUGGACCGGGAGGUCUUCCUUCUCUUCCGGCUGGCUUGAAUGGCGGCUAUUAUGGUGCCCUUCCCGGCGUGCCCGUCCAACCGGCUCAUAGCUCGGCUCCUGUUGGCCUCCUAGGCCCUGGUGGACCAAUGAGCAGUUUAGUUGGCGCUCCGGGUGGACCUGGUGGUUUGAAUGAUCGCGAUCGAGAGAGGGGACCCAGCGUUGCUCACGACGCAUCCACUCAUAGAAUGGACUCCGCUUCAUCAGCCAAUUCGGCCCAGGCUCUUCAGCAUCCGGAUCGGAUCAAAUCUCCGCCUUCAUGAAAGGUUCCCCUUGUUCCCUUGAUCCCUCCGCUACUACUCAAUGGACGCCAAGUACAAAAUGAAAGAGACUCUGAGGAGAUCCUGUGAAUUACUAUGUUGCGGCCGUCAAAAACCUAAAAACAAGUUUAAACAAAAAAUGUGUCAGAGGGAAAUUUGUCAUCGUCUUUUUUUCGGGGAAAAACAUUCGGCCCCCUUCUGUGCGCUCUAGACGAUGACGAGUGUCCUGUGACGUUUCGUCUCCGCCAUUGACAAAUAUUCUUCCAUUGGGAUACUUAGUGCAACUGUUUUCUUCGCCGCAAUCCAUCAUGUAGCCUCCCGAAAGUGACGAUGUCCACCACAUCACGGCCAUCUUAAGUGUAUCGACCAUUGUGUUGUUUUUUUUUUUUCUUAAUUUUUUUGCCGAUCAACUUUGUCACACACAGACAACACCGUAUCUUAAACUGUGUAAAAUUUAACACGUUUUUUCUCACCCGUUCGCAUCGUGUGUUUUUUUUUUUGCCAUCCUUUUUCCUUCCCGCCCUCUCUCCCGUGUUAAAGUGACCACGCGGAUGUCCUAGGUUAUAAUAUGGGUACUGCGUCUCCGUCUGGCUAUUAUACUCCUUCAAUCAGGAUUUACACGGACUACAAAGAAACGAAAUACAUGAAACGUUUGUACAUGGCUUGCCUCUUA
Molecule: messenger RNA, 2450 nt
Organism: Daphnia carinata
Lineage: Eukaryota; Metazoa; Arthropoda; Branchiopoda; Diplostraca; Daphniidae
Gene: CtBP
Product: C-terminal-binding protein-like
Exons: 8
Coding region: 350-1780 (476 amino acids)
Molecular function (GO): transcription corepressor activity; NAD binding; oxidoreductase activity, acting on the CH-OH group of donors, NAD or NADP as acceptor
Source: RefSeq, a predicted model, not a curated record